Molecule: messenger RNA, 1323 nt
Organism: Bursaphelenchus okinawaensis
Lineage: Eukaryota; Metazoa; Nematoda; Chromadorea; Rhabditida; Aphelenchoididae
Source: the annotation of a GenBank genome assembly
AUGGAUAAAGAUAUUAUUCAUGUUCCUUCAUCUUCAUGUCAAAUGAAUCUGGCAGAUCCAGAUGCUGAACUGUACGAUCCGACGCCAGACCUUUUGGAAACCUUCAGGUUGUUUGAUUUCCAGUUCUUUGAAGGUUCUUUACAACAAUGUGUGGUGGAAUGGUCGAAGAAAAUGAGCACGUAAGUUAGGUUUAUAUUGUUAUUGGUUUUUAGAUGUGCCGGGAUUUGCUACUUCAAACCUCGACUUGGACAUUGCAUUAUAAGGUUGUCAGAACCUUUGCUCAAGCUUAGAUCACGCAAGAAUUUUGUGGAAACACUAUUGGUAAGAGUCUUUGUGUAAAGCAUAUUAAUAGUUAAAUUAAGUACAAUAUCGUGUGUUUUUGGCCUUUAAAUGUAAUUCUUUGGUUAAGUUGAUGUUAAUAUUCACUUUAAAUCAACUUUUUAUGUAUUUUAUAAACUCUUUUGUAAUUGUUUUAUAAUUCUGUCAACAUUCAGCAAUAUUUUAGCACGAAAUGAUCCACGCCUACUUGUUUCUUCACGGUAGCACAGACGGAAGAGAAGACCACGGCCCAAUGUUUCAAGAUCAUAUGCGACGUAUCAACGAGAUUGCCAAUGUCAAUAUUACAGUUUAUCAUAGUUUCCACGACGAAGUACGACUUUACAAACAACAUUGGUGGAGAUGCAAUGGUCGAUGUCAAGGUGUAGGUCCUUUCUACGGGUAUGUCAAGAGGAGUAUGAAUAGAGCACCGUCGAAGAACGAUACCUGGUGGAAAUCACAUCAACAGCUUUGUGGGGGCACCUUUAUUAAAGUCAAAGAGCCAGAGAACUACAAAAAGAAGGAGAAGACAGGCAAGGUCAAGAAGAGUAAGACUAUUUCUGUACCUAACCCUAAGAUCGACAUCUCUAACUACUUCAAGACUGGGCUGAAGGAUAGUCAACCUGUUGUCAAUGCAACUAAAGAACCUGAGGUCAUAUGUCUAGAGGACAGUGAAGAAGAGGAUGUUGUAGUAGAUGAGCAAGAGAAUAAUGUGUCUUCAGUUGCCACCACUUCUGCUUUUGAAUUACUUUUUCAAGGAGAAGGUAUGUUCAUAUUUAUUUUUAUUAAAAUGAGUUUUUAUUGUCUUUUAUAACUCGCCAUUACUUCUAUAACAGUAAGUGUAAUCAUCAAACAACUUCAGGAGUGAAACUUGGAGGGUCUCAGAGUCGUGAGAAAACGUCGCAAUCUAAAGCCCUCCCAAACUGUGAACUGGUAAUCUGCCCCAACUGUCCCAAACGGGUACCACUAGGUGUCCUAAACGCCCAUCUGGACGAAUGUCUUUCAUAA